AUGCCUCUAUAUGCAAAAUUUCUCAAAGAGCUCAUCAAUAAGAAAAGGAGCUGGAAUAAGAAAGAGACAGUGAUCCUAACCCAGGAAUGCAGUGCUGUCAUCCAAAGAGGUCUUCCUCCAAAGCUCAAAGAUCCAGGAGGCUUCAUCUUAUCCUGCACUAUAGGCAACAGAAAAUUGGACAAAGCUCUCUGUUACUUAGGAGCCAGCAUCAAUUUAAUGCCCCUCUCACUAAUGAAGAAGCUUGCAAUAGAGGAAGUCAAGCCUAACAGGAUGUCACUCCAAAUGGCUGACAGAUCACUCAAGAUACCAAAUUGGGUUGUGGAAAAUUUAUUAGCGAAGAUUGGAGAAUUCAUUUUCCUUGCUGACUUUGUUAUCCUAGAGGGACACAGUUUAAUCAUAUUGGGACGGCCUUUCUUAGCAACAGCAAGAGCCAUCAUUGAUGUGGAGAAAGGGGAGAUGACCCUCAGGGUGCAUGAUGAAAAGAUGAUCAUCAAUGUCUUCAAGGCCAUGCAAUAUCCUCUAGAGAAGGAAAAGCAUAUGAGAGUGGAAACGAUAGAUGAAGUGGAGGAGGAGCUACUGGAAGAUGACAACCAGGAAGAACAAGAAGUGAAAAUAGAGGUGGAACAAGAUUUCAUAGGAGAGGAAGUGGUAGAGUUCUCCUUAAAAUGCAAGGCAGAUGAGAAGAUAAAACAAGAGUUAAAGCCUCUCCCUCCUUAUCUCAAGUAUCUAUUUCUUGGAGAAGCAGAGGCCCUGUCAGUGAUCAUAAACUCCUCAUUGAACAUAGAAGAAGAAACAAAUCUGAUUGAAGUGUUGAAAGCUCACAAGACAGCCUUGGGUUGGACGAUUGACGAUAUCAAGGGCAUAAGCCCUGCCAUCUAUCUAGUCUCGGCAGCCGGUGUCUCUUACAGAGCUGGGGACACUAAAGCCAUGAUUCCACGAGAUGAUCAGAUCGUCCCUAAUGGCAAAUAUAUCAGACCUCCAGUAGUCACUGCUAGCCGGCCUGCAGAACCAGCCAAAGACAUUCCUACUCCUUCCACAUCACAAUCACCUUCAACAAACCAAUUGCUUCAUCAGAUAAUUGAGAGGCUAGACCGGCUUGACCGAAAAGGAAAGUAA
Messenger RNA from Arachis ipaensis, 1116 nucleotides. RefSeq lists its product as uncharacterized. The record is from RefSeq and is a predicted model, not a curated record. Lineage: Eukaryota; Viridiplantae; Streptophyta; Magnoliopsida; Fabales; Fabaceae.